CACCACUUCACCCGCCCCGGAAAAUGCCAGGCGCUUACCCGGUAGAAAAGGAUACAGCGAAACUCGUAGCCGACGUGUGUAGCAAAAACAAGAAGGACCAUAGAGUCACUGAAGGUUUCACAGUGAAAGCCAUGAUGAAAAACUCUAUUGUGGUUGGUCCUUCAUCUGCAGGAGCUUUUCGAGAGAGACCUUCUGGACCGACUGCAUUUCGCAAGUGCUACAAACGAGGCGAUUUCCCUAUAGCCCUGGAGCACAGCACAAGAGGAAACCGAAUAGCUUGGAAGGUGGAGAUUGAGAAAUUGGACUACCACCACUACCUGCCUCUGUUCUUUGAUGGUCUCUGUGAGACUGUGCACCCCUAUGAGUUCUUUGCACGCCAGGGAAUUCAUGAUAUGCUGGAACAUGGUGGCAUGAAGAUCCUUCCUGUUAUUCCGCAGCUCAUAAUCCCAAUAAAAAAUGCACUCAACACUCGGAACAAGCAAAUCAUUUGCACCACUCUCAAAGUGCUCCAGCACCUGGUCGUGUCAGCUGACAUGGUAGGCGAGGCCCUAGUGCCUUAUUACCGUCAAAUCCUCCCCGUCUUCAACAUCUUCAAGAAUGUGAAUGUCAACACAGGAGAUGGCAUUGACUACAGCCAACAGAAGAGAGAAAACAUAGGAGACCUCAUUCAGGAGACUCUGGAGAUCUUUGAGCUGUAUGGAGGGGAGGACGCCUUCAUUAACAUCAAGUAUAUGAUCCCCACUUAUGAGUCUUGCAUGUACAACUGAUUAGGAGAAUAAACAGGGCAAACUAAGUAUGUUGUAUUAAUUUUCUAAUGAAUCAAUGGAUUAUGUGGAGCAUCAUGCAUGAUAACACCUCUGCAUGAACCACAAUGGUGUUCUUGUCUGUUUGUUACUCAAUAGUUACAAUACUUCUUUAUGUAAGUGCACAUUGAAGUUUUGACUGAAAUCUCAGGCUCUGAACAAUAAAAGUAAUUUUCGUACACAAUUAGCUCAUUGUCAUUCGGUGUCUACUCACCCUGGACUGGAGGUGAUUUCACAGAUUUUAACUGGAGAACUUAGAAUGGAAGUUUUAUAGGUGUGCUGUAGCUGAAUCCCAGUUAAGCCGCUGUAUCUGCUGGUUUCAGUGAUUAUAUGCUACGAAAGAUAAAACAUUCUGAAUGAUUCUGUUGUUUGUAACAUCUAAUAUGCAUUAAAGCAUUCCAGCUAGAA
This is a messenger RNA of Callorhinchus milii (elephant shark), 1211 nucleotides long. It is a transcript of the gene pacrg, whose product is annotated as PARK2 co-regulated. The record is from RefSeq and is a predicted model, not a curated record. Gene Ontology annotation, cellular component: cytosol; neuron projection; vesicle. NCBI's taxonomy places the organism in Eukaryota, Metazoa, Chordata, Chondrichthyes, Chimaeriformes, Callorhinchidae. The coding region runs from base 24 to 767 and encodes 247 amino acids. Gene Ontology annotation, molecular function: Hsp90 protein binding; Hsp70 protein binding. The transcript is spliced from 5 exons.